Messenger RNA from Musca domestica (house fly), 2309 nucleotides. Its product is annotated as glomulin. Gene Ontology annotation, cellular component: cytoplasm. NCBI's taxonomy places the organism in Eukaryota, Metazoa, Arthropoda, Insecta, Diptera, Muscidae. The coding region runs from base 326 to 2254 and encodes 642 amino acids. The transcript has a single exon. The record is from RefSeq and is a predicted model, not a curated record. Gene Ontology annotation, molecular function: ubiquitin-protein transferase inhibitor activity.
CAAUAAUUUGUAGCCCCAUGGUGGUUGAUUCUUCUUGUUACGAAAGUGUGAUUUUUUUGUUGUUGUUCUUUUGCGCUAAAACUAAAUUGUAAGAGAGUGUGAGAGAAAAAAAGUAGUUCUUGCUAAGAGCACGAACCGCUAUGAAUGACCUCUUUUUGUGAGUGAGGCAACAAAGCAUUGAAUUCGUACGUCGAGAUUACAAAGAGGCAUUCAGUUCGCAAAAUUUGCAAAAUUAAUUUGCAUUAAUUAAUGAAUUUUGUGAAUAAAUCAUUAGAAGUAAAUAGAACAAAGUGAAGUUAAAAAUAGACCUUGGAGACAUCGAGCAAUGAGUGAAGAGUUGGAACAUGAAUAUUCAAUGACUGAUGAAAAUGAAGUCAGCUUUGACAAACCGGCACCGCCGACCGAACAUGGGGAAAAUCUCAAGGCUUUGGUCAAACAGCUGAUCAAAGAACGUCAAUAUGAAGGUGUUGCUCUGCUAUUCACCAGCGCCAAUGAGGCACCGCGGAAUGUGUCCUUGUUGCGAGAAAUUUCCAUUGAUUUAUACAAUGAUGUGUGCAAAGAUUACCUGACUGAAGAAGUGCACCAGAAGGAACCGGAGCUGUUCAUAUGUGCCGAAGAAUUGUUGAAGACAAUGGCCGCACAUGCCCCACCAGAAUCUUUGUUAAUGGAAUUGCUGGAAUUGGUGGAGGAAAAUAUGUUCGAACGCGUCUUCAACUCGGCCUUGAGAGCUAUGCAAGUGGUCCUCUUACGGCUUGGCGACCGUAAAGCAAUGUCACUGGAAUGGGCAUUGCAAUCGAUUUGGACCCGCUUGGCCAUGUUACCAGAACCCGAGUACUUAUACGUCGGCUAUGAUGAAAAGGAGAAGCAACUUCUGGAACAGGAUGAAGAUGUUCAAAACAUAUUGAUGCACUACAUAACUCUGGACUUAUUCUAUCAGCCGCUUUUGGCCGAUAUCUGUUCCAAGCCACGCAGUGAAAAGGAGAUAUUCCGUAAUUGCACAUCAGCCAGUAGACGUAACAUUUUGUGUUGUUUUCUGGUCGAUGUUAUGGGCAAUCCCUUUUCACUGCUCGACUUGAGCAACAGGUUGGAGAGUAAGACCAACACCUAUUCGCUACAAUGUGCCCGUUCUCUGGUACAGGGCGUCAUCAAGUGUGUGCCCGAUCCUUACUUUUUCCUCUCGUUUGUGGAGACAAAAUACCGAUGGAAAUUAAAAGCUAAAGAGAACGAUGGUCUUACUGGAAAUAGGAUUGGCAAUAGGUUCUUGAGUGAAGAUGAUAUGCCACUGGGCAACUUGGCCAUAUUCUAUUAUUUACUUAUUGCCGAGGGUAUUGGUGCCUCACAUAUUCCACGAGUUUACAAUCCCAUGUAUGUCUGUGAAAUGACGAUUUAUUUGGCUCAAGAAUUGCUCAAUGAAAAAUUUCCCGCUCUUCAUGAAAAAGCUCUAAAACUGGUGGAAAAAUCCCUCACAAAUUUGGCAAACCGAAAGAUACCUUCCAUAGAUCUAGAUUUGGAUAUUCACAAAGAUUUUUGUAAAUCUCUAUGUCAUCUGGUGGGAUUUUCGUCACAGACCCAUAUACGGCAACAAGGUGUUAAAAUAUUACGCCAAUACAUUUUGUCCUUCGACGAUGAGGGAAAAUAUCUGAUCUUAAAGAAUCUUAUGGCCACUGUCAAUCACCAAGGCCUUUGUGGUUAUUUGAGUACAAUCUACAAGGAUUUAGUUGCGGAAGCAUUGAAGACAUCAUCACCAUUACCCACAACAUUUGCGGGACAAGAUUUCCGUUCCAUUUUUCUCCAUAACAUCUGUAAACUGCCACAUGGUGUUGAGACUGAUCUAAUCGAGAAUUCGGAUAAAAUCAUUUCUACCCUCAACGCUUUGCGUUUCAUUGCCCUGAAAGAUGCCGAAAAUCGCACAGGAUUUUGGUCCUUUACCAAGGACAUUGAAGAAAACUAUUUAUCGCCCUUGCGUAAAGGUUUGGAUUUGUCCGAGGCCCAUUACAAAGGUGAAUUGAAAAAGGUGCAGGAGGGUCGAGACACCCCCAUCGAUAUGGAACAAUUAAAGAUGCUGGAUAUUGCUGUGCAAAAUGACACUACCGGGGCUGGUGUGGAUUUCCAGUUGAGUCGUGACAAAAAGAUUGAAUUACUCAAUCAGAAUCUAUGUACUUUCGAUUUGAUUCGAAGUCUGCUGGGACGUGUUUGCGAGUGUUUCGACAAUGCUCCGAAACAUGAAUUGAAAAGUGACGCUUUGAAUACGUAGAAACGUAUCGAACAAAUUAUGAAAUAAUAAUAAAUGUUAACUUUUUUACACUGCA